Ctenocephalides felis (cat flea) is the source of this 1146-nucleotide messenger RNA. RefSeq names its product lebercilin-like protein. Gene Ontology annotation, cellular component: axoneme. NCBI's taxonomy places the organism in Eukaryota, Metazoa, Arthropoda, Insecta, Siphonaptera, Pulicidae. The coding region runs from base 1 to 1146 and encodes 381 amino acids. The record is from RefSeq and is a predicted model, not a curated record. The transcript has a single exon. Gene Ontology annotation, biological process: intraciliary transport.
AUGUCUUCCAACGACAACAGUUUUGAAGUAACCAACAGCAAACAUGAACUUCCGCAAUCCAGUCAACAUUCUUUAUCCGUCUACAAAAAUGUAUCCCUCAAAACUGGUAAAAAACCUAAGAAACAUGCAGGCUUCGUUAACAUUAACUAUAACCACUGCGACGUCACCGAGAAGAUAUUCAUGGACCAGAAAUUGAAGAUCAAGAUGCUCCAUAACAAACUUGGAGCAGCUCAGAUACACAUCAAUGAAUUGACAAACGAGAAUAGGCUCCUGAAGCAACUACAAUCGAAGCAGGACACCGUCCUGAGUCGUUUGGAGAACUGCAAGUCCAAGUUGCCUCAAUUACUUCGAAACCAGGAUGAAGACAUGCGUAGUUGUCAGAACAAGUACCAUCAUAUGAGGAAGGAGUUACGAGGAGUUGCGCAUAAACUUAAACAGACCGAGAAGAAGUUGUGCAGUCUCCAAGAGGCUUAUGUGCGUCUCCAGAUUUUGAGCGAGGACCGCAAUUUACCAGAACGCCAACAAUUGAUGGAGGAAAAUAUGAAACUCCAGGACGACAUUGCUAAACAGAGAGAUGCCAAUGUGCAACUGGAGAAGAGCAUGCAGUUAUUGAGUAAGAAUUCUAAGGUCCAGAUGAUGAACGAGAAUAGUAAGCAUAAGGAGACCAAGAAGGCUUUGGAGAUUGCAGAGAAUGAGGUUGCAAGGUUGUUACAAGUUCUGGAGUCUCGGGAUAAGUAUAUUGCUAUGCACCAUAUUAGAUCAGGAACCAGAAGUCUAGGUAACAAAAUUAAAGAUGUGACACCUAAAAUUAGUGUUAUCAAAGAAGCACCAAAGAAAAUUGUCAGGAAUAAAACAUCAUCAACUAAGGUUGAUGAUGCCAAAAGAAGUGGCAAAGUAUCUAAUACACUUGUGGACCGUGCAGAUAUUUUGAAGAGCAUCAAAGCAGGCGUUGAUAGCAUCUCAUUAGAAAUUACUCAAUCUAACGACUCAAGCAACUUUCUUGAUCCUGAUGAGUACGACACCAGCAGCAUUGAGGAUAUGACUUCUAGCAACCAAGAAGAAAACAGGGAUACACCUUUGGUACAAGAUGAUGACAAGGAUUUUUUAGUCUUCACCAGAACCAGACCAGGCAUGUUUUCCAACUAA